Molecule: messenger RNA, 1548 nt
Organism: Pararge aegeria (speckled wood butterfly)
Lineage: Eukaryota; Metazoa; Arthropoda; Insecta; Lepidoptera; Nymphalidae
Product: U6 small nuclear RNA (adenine-(43)-N(6))-methyltransferase
Exons: 7
Coding region: 130-1548 (472 amino acids)
Biological process (GO): rRNA base methylation
Cellular component (GO): nucleus
Molecular function (GO): 23S rRNA (adenine(1618)-N(6))-methyltransferase activity
Source: RefSeq, a predicted model, not a curated record
UUGUGAUUCAGCCACAGACCACUGACCCGUGGUCAGUACCUUCGCAAAUAUUUCAAUUCAAGUCGAACGAUGAAUGGAAAUCAAGUGUUGUAAAUAAAAAAUUUUAAUUAUUUAUCAUCACAUUGAAACAUGGCACUUAACAAGUUUAUGCAUCCUCGCAAUAUUUACAAAACUCCUCCAGACUUUGCUAAGCUGGCAAAAACAAAUGAAGAAUUUUCCGGUGUAGCUAAAGUGGAUAUCAGUGGCAAAGUUAGUAUUGAUUUUAAAAAUCCACAUUCGUUAAGAGUUCUUACAAAAUGUUUGUUGAAGACUGACUUCAAUCUAGAUGUAGUUAUUCCUGAAGACCGUCUUGUACCAACACUGCCUCUUAGGCUGAAUUAUAUACUAUGGAUUGAAGAUUUAAUUAGUACUAUCAAUAAAAGUGAGCCAAUUCUAGGACUUGAUAUUGGUACUGGAGCAUGUGCAAUAUAUCCCUUAUUGGCAGCAGUGAAGAAUAAGUGGCAUAUGGUGGGAACAGAAACAGAUGCUGAAAGUUUAAAGCAAGCCAGAGAUAAUAUAAUUAGGAAUAAUUUACAACACCUUAUUGAAAUCAGAGAGAAUACUACCGAAUUGGUAAUUGAAAACAUGUUCAUGGAUGAAAAUAGUCAAACUUUUGACUUUUGCAUGUGUAACCCACCAUUCUACACAAACAUGCAGGAACUGUGGGAAUCACGUAGCCCAGCCAGACCUGAACCUAAAAAUGGCUUUACUGGUUCACCACACGAGCUCAUAACUGAAGGUGGAGAAUUGCAGUUUUGUCGAAAAAUAUUAGAGGAAAGCAAGUUGCAUAAAGACAAAAUUCUAAUAUUUACAACUAUGGUUGGUCAUAAAUUUAAUUUGAAGGAAUUAGUAAUUGAUUUAAAGGCAGUUGGUAUAACAUAUACUACAACAGAGUUCUGUCAAGGACGGGUAACAAGAUGGGGACUAGCCUGGACAUAUCAAAAUUACGAUUUUUCUACAAUUUAUUCACCAAAAGACAAGUUACCGAAGAAAAGAGCACCAAUUUUAUUUUCUUUACCAGAAUUAAAAGAUUGUAGUGAUAAUAUAGAAAAGUUAAAGAGAAUACUAGAAAAUCUUCAGAUUUCUCAUAAGGUAAUAACGAAACGAAAAACCGAUUUAAUGCUUGAUGUAAUAGCAUUUUCCAAUACAUGGUCUAACCAGCGUCGUAAAAGGAGAAUUCUAAAACGUUUGUCAGAGGACCCAGUGAAAAAGGCAAGAUUGAAUUUAAAAAAUCAAUCUGAUGAAUCAUCAGAGAAAGAGAAGGAGGAAAUAAGUAAAUCAAAUGAAACUAUUGUAACAAAAAGUAUAGAAAGGGCAGAGGAAAAUACAAGCAAUAAUGUAUCUUAUAAUAAUUCAAUAGAAAAGCAUAAAGAAGCAGUUGUCCAUGCAUUAAUGAAAAUAUUUAAAAAAGAUGAGCUUGUAAAUAUUGAAAUGGAAUUCAUAAAUGGUAGUGCUGGUAAAGAAGGGUUACAUCAAAUAGUUCAGUACAUUAAAAACAAUUGGAAAUAA